AUGCAUCUCGGCUCUUCGGCAGCGACUCUCGCCUUUGACCUCCACUCAUCAGCGUGCUCUGCAGCUGCAGAGACGGCGCAAUGCAACAACAUCGUAUUGCAAGUUGCACGCAUGGACCUUGUUGCGGCGAUGAGGCCAGGCUUGAUUGACCUGCUGCUUUGCCACCCGCCCUACGUGCCGACGAGCGCAGUGGAGCUGGAGACGGCGCGCGCCUCGUCGGGCGAAGCCAAGGCGAGCGUCGAGGCUGCGAAGGUCACAUGGGCCGGCGGCCCGGGCGGCACACGUAUGCUGGGUGCGCUGUGCGAUGCGCUGCCACGUGUGCUGUCACCCGACGGCUUCGCGCUUGUCCUCUGGUUUGAGAGAGAGUUGAGCAGUGACGCCUUUGGGCUCGAGGCCCUCGGGCUGUGCAGCACCCUCCUCGGCGAGCGCCAUGCCAACGGAGAGACCUUUUGCAUCCUGCGCAUCGAGCGCGCGAGCAGCGCCUCCUCUCCGGGUGCGAGGCGUGAGGCGGCAGGGUGA
This is a messenger RNA of Emiliania huxleyi CCMP1516, 519 nucleotides long. RefSeq lists its product as hypothetical. NCBI's taxonomy places the organism in Eukaryota, Haptophyta, Isochrysidales, Noelaerhabdaceae. Gene Ontology annotation, molecular function: S-adenosylmethionine-dependent methyltransferase activity; protein methyltransferase activity. The coding region runs from base 1 to 519 and encodes 172 amino acids. The record is from RefSeq and is a predicted model, not a curated record. The transcript has a single exon. Gene Ontology annotation, cellular component: eRF1 methyltransferase complex.